Anthonomus grandis grandis is the source of this 1505-nucleotide messenger RNA. RefSeq names its product lysosomal aspartic protease. Gene Ontology annotation, molecular function: aspartic-type endopeptidase activity. The record is from RefSeq and is a predicted model, not a curated record. The transcript is spliced from 8 exons. Bases 134 to 1303 code for a protein of 389 amino acids. Gene Ontology annotation, biological process: proteolysis; cell death. Gene Ontology annotation, cellular component: lysosome. Lineage: Eukaryota; Metazoa; Arthropoda; Insecta; Coleoptera; Curculionidae.
AAUAGUGAUUGUGAUAUUGUUAAAUUGUUAUUGUUAGUUGUUAAAUGUAAUUGAACGUAGUCGGUGCAUUCAGCGUGAACCUAAAAACGUUAUCUUUUAAAUAAAUAUAAAAUAAUUAAAUCAGGGUACUAUUAUGGCCUCUCCGCAGGCAUUUUUGGUACUUUGUUGCAUUUUCGCUUUAGGUACUUCAGAAUUGAUCCGGGUGCCAUUGACUAAAGACAAAUCUGCAAGGAACACUUUAAGAGAGGUCGGCACCCAUAUUCAGCAAGUCAGGCUGAGAUAUACUAGUUCGGACCCAAUUCCUGAACCUCUAUCUAACUACUUAGAUGCACAAUACUAUGGCGCAAUAGCCAUUGGCACUCCUCCACAGAAAUUUACUGUUGUCUUUGAUACGGGAUCUUCGAAUUUAUGGAUACCUUCCAAACAGUGUCAUUACACAAAUAUUGCUUGCUUACUUCACAACAAAUACGACUCAACUAAAUCAUCUACUUAUAAAAAGAACGGCACCGAAUUCGCUAUUACGUAUGGAUCCGGUAGUCUUUCGGGAUUCCUCUCGACAGACACUGUUGCUGUUGGUUCUGCCAUAGUCAAGGACCAAACCUUCGGUGAGGCUUUGAGUGAACCCGGUUUGGCAUUUGUGGCUGCCAAAUUUGACGGUAUCCUCGGAAUGGCUUAUUCUCGCAUUUCCGUCGAUGGAGUGGUGCCCGUUUUUUAUAACAUGGUCGAUCAGAAAAUUAUAAAUCAGCCUGUUUUUAGUUUUUAUCUUAACAGAAAUCCUGAUGGUAAGGCAGGUGGUGAACUAAUUCUGGGAGGGUCCGACCCUAAUUACUACACGGGCGAUUUUACAUAUUUACCGGUAGAUCGUGAAGCUUACUGGCAGUUUAAGAUGGACGGCGUUAAAAUCGGAGGAAAGUCCUUCUGUAAAGGUGGUUGUGAGGCAAUAGCUGAUACAGGUACUAGUUUAAUUGCCGGCCCAAUGGCGGAUAUUAAAGGGAUAAAUGAGGCGAUCGGAGCGACACCGAUCAUUGGUGGAGAGUACACAGUAGAUUGCACCUUGAUCCCUAAACUACCCACUAUCGAUUUCGUUCUCGGAGGGAAAACCUUUACUUUGGAAGGAAAGGAUUACGUUUUAAGGGUGAGUCAAAUGGGUAAAACGAUCUGCCUCUCUGGAUUUAUGGGGAUCGACAUCCCGCCACCAAACGGUCCACUGUGGAUCUUGGGGGACGUUUUCAUCGGCAAAUAUUACACCGAAUUCGACGCAGGGAAUAACCGGGUCGGUUUUGCUCUUACUAAGCAAAAUUAGUCACUAAUUAUAGUUAAGUGCUUGCCUUCUUAAUUAAUUAAUCAAACUUCUAGUUUAAGGGCAAUCGUGCUGUCAAGACUAUUAGUUCGAAUAUAAUCGCUUAGAGUGUAGUUAUAUAAAUAAAUAUUUUAUCAUUUAUUUAACCUAACUUAAUGUUUGUGAUAAAUAAUUUACGAGUAUCGAAAUAAAGCCAUUAAACAAU